GCUUCGCAAGAUCUGUCGGGCAACAUGAUCCCCGUCUGGUCCUUCCUCCUCUAUCGUAUCUGCUCCGAGUGCACCGUCGCCACCAUGCGGCGCAACAUCCUUGUCCAUGGCAUCGCAGCCAAACGGGCACAGGGGGGCGGACCCGGCGACGGCACGGUUGAUGUGGUGGCCAAGGAGGCCGAGGCAAGGGAGCGGGACCUCGCGGUGGCUAGAUCUGGUGGCGUCCUCACUCAUCUCGGACCCCCACCUCGCCCUGCGCCGCCUCCAUGGCCUCCCCUUCUAGCGCCUGCCUCGCAGUUCGACCCGCACCUCUCCAUCUUCUCGCCCUUCGAGGUGGAGUCCAUGGUGGAGGAUGAGACCGUCGACAUCAUCCCAAAUAUCCACAUGGACACCCUCAACAUGAUAUGUGGGGGUUUUGGACUCUUCUUCCCACAAAUUCCGAGCAAGGUGCCUCUGUGGCUCGCUGUGGCACUCAAGAAACGUGGCAAGUGCACCAUCCACACCUCUGAGUGGAUGAUUGUAGAACGCUUGACACAUGUAUUAGACUUAGAAAGAGAGUCACCUAGAGAAUUCCAGCCACUGUCAUUCCACUAUAUUGAAAUAUCUAUGCUUUUGUUCGAUCAUGCUGGUGAUGACAUCUCAGAUGCAUACUUGGUUAGUUCCGAACAAUCUCGAUAG
Molecule: messenger RNA, 678 nt
Organism: Phragmites australis (common reed)
Lineage: Eukaryota; Viridiplantae; Streptophyta; Magnoliopsida; Poales; Poaceae
Product: DNA replication complex GINS protein PSF2-like
Exons: 5
Coding region: 25-678 (217 amino acids)
Biological process (GO): DNA replication; spindle assembly; double-strand break repair via break-induced replication
Cellular component (GO): HAUS complex; nucleus; GINS complex
Source: RefSeq, a predicted model, not a curated record